Messenger RNA from Elaeis guineensis (African oil palm), 1060 nucleotides. Its product is annotated as receptor-like serine/threonine-protein kinase SD1-8. Gene Ontology annotation, cellular component: plasma membrane. Lineage: Eukaryota; Viridiplantae; Streptophyta; Magnoliopsida; Arecales; Arecaceae. Gene Ontology annotation, molecular function: ATP binding; protein serine/threonine kinase activity. Gene Ontology annotation, biological process: protein phosphorylation; recognition of pollen. The record is from RefSeq and is a predicted model, not a curated record.
GAUUUUGUUAUACCAAAUUUUCAUGCCAGCUCAAACAAUUAGUUCCCACUACAAGGAAAGCAGAGGAAAUGAGCUAGAGUUACCUUUAUUUGAUAUCCAUACAAUAAGAACUGCUACCAAUAACUUUUCUGACGAUAAUAAACUUGGAGAAGGUGGAUUUGGCGCCGUUUACAAGGGUCAGUUGGAAGAUGGAGAAAAGAUUGCUGUCAAGAGGUUGUCCAAAGAUUCUGUGCAGGGCAUACAUGAAUUCACAAAUGAGGUGUUGCUGAUAGCCAAACUUCAGCACAGAAAUCUUGUUCGCCUUUUUGGCUGCUGCAUUGAAGGAGAGGAACGAUUGCUGGUGUACGAGUACUUGCAAAAUACAAGUUUGGACUACUUCAUAUUCGAUAGGAAAAGAAGGGCAUUUUUGAACUGGCAAAAGCGCCUCAACAUCAUCUUAGGAAUUGCUCGAGGACUUCUAUACCUUCACCAAGACUCUAGGUUGAAAAUUAUUCACAGAGAUUUGAAGGCCAGCAAUAUUCUUCUUGAUGAGGACCUGAACCCAAAAAUCUCAGACUUCGGCACUGCAAGAAUCUUUAAGGUUGACCAAAUUGAAGAGAAUACAAAAAGAGUUGUUGGGACAUAUGGAUAUAUGUCACCGGAGUAUGCAAUGGAUGGUAUCUUUUCAGUGAAAUCAGAUGUGUUCAGCUUUGGUGUUCUAGUGCUAGAAAUUUUAAGUGGUAAGAAGAAUAGAAUGAUCAAACAAGCAGAAGCUCAUGUUAACCUUUUAGGACAUGCAUGGAGACUAUGGACAAAAGGUAGAUGCUUGGAAAUACUUGAUGAAGCAGUGGGAUGCACAUACCCAGAGUCUAAAGUAUCGCAGUGUAUCCAAGUGGCUCUCUUGUGUGUGCAAGAAGGGAGUGAAGAUAGACCAACAAUGGCAGAGGUAGUGCUCAUGUUAGGAACUGAAAGUGCACAGCUACCUCAGCCUCAAAGGCCAGGCUUCUACACAGCAACUCCUUUAAUGGAAAGAGAUUGGUCUAGCAGCAAUAAAAUUACAGUUACAAUUGAAGGUCGAUAG